AUGCGAACCUCACAUCCAUGCGACGGAUGCGCACUCAGACGGGUGCGAUGUGCUGGCGGACAGCCUUGCCACGAGUGCAAGCAUCGAUUGAUUCCAUGCACCUUUCUGCGGGUACGACGUAAAAGAGGUCCCAAAGGCCCCAGGCCAAGCACCAAUCUGAAGAUUGACCAAUUCCAGAAGAUACUGCUAAAGAGUGGGAGCGAGCAGUCGUUGCCUACUCUACCCGCAGAUUCUGUUUUGCAGCAGGGGACCAAGAGUCCUCCAGCACUUCGACCAAAUGGUAUUUCCAUGGAGGUCUACGAGAGAUUCCUACAGGUCUUCCGCCAGCGACUGCACUCGGUUUGGCCAGUUGUUUCUUAUCAUGAUCUUGUCGGCCGCCUCAGAAGCAAUCGCCAUGACUAUGAAUCGUACUCACUUGCAGCCGCUCUAUGUUCGGCCGUCAUUGCGCAAUUGCGACUCCGGGAGCAUGUUGUUUCCUUAGACUCCAUUUCGUCCUUCGAGCUGGCCGCAGAGUCCCAGAGACUCAGACGACUCUUUGACUACCAAGAGCACUUCACCAUGUCAUCUCUCCUGACCUCGUUCUUUCUGCACAUCUACUUUGCAAACGCCGAUAAGCUGCGGACCGCUGGCUUCUUCCUCCGCGAAAGCCUCACUUACGCGCAUGGCCUCAAGCUGCAUCAACCCGAAUCCUAUGCUGGUUUGAGUUACAGGGACAAGCAAAUACGACUACGGGUGUUCUGGAUCUUGUUCGUGUCAGAAAGAACGUAUUGCAUUCAAAAUGAUCUGCCGAUAACCUUGCGACCGAUUGAUGAAAUCCCAGAUGCCAACCCAAAGGACGGGUACGACAGCGCUCCGAUGCCGGCAUUCGUUACCUUGAUACGUUUAUUCACCUUUCUCGAUGGCGACAUCCUCGAGUCCGCGGUCUCGCUCGGCGACACUACGUUGCAGAUUUGCGCAAAAGGCAAAGUAUCCCGUCUGCAGCACAAUCUUGUACGACAGGAUGCGGGCAAGGACCUCGAUGAAUCGCAAACAGUGGACCUCCUAACAACGCGAAACUGGAUUCGGAUUCUUUUGUGGCAAUACACUAUUGCACGUUUCUCGGUGUCCUGCCAGGCCCAAGACCAGGCCUUUUCAGCAUUACUUCCAGCGACUGUUGCACAUGAUAUGCUGUUGCUGCUUGAUAAGGUAUCUUGGAAGUCCGUGCAGCCCCAUGGAUAUGGCAUGGAACUCAAGAUCUUCCGAAUGGCUGACUCCCUUCUUGACGUGUUACUAUGCGCUCCUGCCUCGGUUGGAACUCGUAAAUUACUCACAGAUUCGAGGGAAUCACUGCAUUCCUUGGAGAAGGUUCUAGGUGAUGUUGGAGGAGCACAGUCGCAAUUCCUAGCUAUGUUGCGGAAGAGAAUGCUUGAAUCUCAGCUCCCUCCUCCGCGAACCAUAUGGAACGACCUGAAGAUUUCGAGUCCUCAAUACCAGGUAGAAGAAGAGCUGAUAUCCCCUAGCUGA
Messenger RNA from Cladophialophora yegresii CBS 114405, 1503 nucleotides. RefSeq lists its product as uncharacterized. The coding region runs from base 1 to 1503 and encodes 500 amino acids. Gene Ontology annotation, molecular function: zinc ion binding; DNA-binding transcription factor activity, RNA polymerase II-specific. Lineage: Eukaryota; Fungi; Ascomycota; Eurotiomycetes; Chaetothyriales; Herpotrichiellaceae. The record is from RefSeq and is a predicted model, not a curated record. Gene Ontology annotation, biological process: regulation of DNA-templated transcription. The transcript has 3 exons.